Messenger RNA from Dentiscutata erythropus, 462 nucleotides. Lineage: Eukaryota; Fungi; Glomeromycota; Glomeromycetes; Diversisporales; Gigasporaceae. The record is from the annotation of a GenBank genome assembly.
AUGGCUCAACCUCUCAAAGUUCAGCGAUAUUGGCCUGGAAAAGUUCCGGAAGGAGUAGAUAUAACGGAAAAAGAAGCGGCUUCAGAUCGCAGGCUAAGAAGAUUGAAAGAUGCCAAGGAAGCAGGAACUUCAGAAGUAAUUGAUAGAAGACGGAGACAUUUUAAUGAAGAUCAAGAAGUCGGAGAUCUACAGUUACGUAAUAUUAAAAUAGAACAAGAAGCUGAAGUAAAAAUAGAGGAGGAGGAGGAAGAUGAUUUAGCACUUCGUCGACAGCGCUUAAGAGAUCGUGUAUUAGAACAACGAAAGCAAGAAGAAGAGAAAUUAAAAGCUAUAGAAGAAGCAGAAAAGGCUCAGGCUACUCAAACAGAAGAAGAGGAAAGUGAAAGUGAAGAAACGUCAGAGUAUGAAACUGAUUCAGAAGAAGAACAAACAUCAAGGAAAUUGUUAAAACCUAGCUCAUAG